UAACGGCCAGAACUUACGUCACGUUCUUCACACUAGGAAUGAACUUCAGUAUGGUUUUAAAGGCAGGCUCUCCUGUAGUGGCACCUGGACUUAGAGCCUAUACUGUAGACAGGAACGGCAAGUAUGAGCCCCUUCAUGUAGACUCCAACGAUUUCCUCACAGGACAUUUACAAGAGAAUGAAUCUAUACAUGUGUCUGCUCAUUAUGAGGAGGACGUUCUCUGCACAACAGUUUAUUUCCCAAAUGAAACUUACUUUACUGAGCCGUCGUGGAGACACCUUCCUUCAUCAAGUGGGUGGGAUCUGAUUAGUUACAGGCUUUCUGAUGUCAACUGGAAUCAUACGGGUCCUUUUUCCGAUCCACUAACAUUACUCCAACAACCGUCUUCAGACGAGUCAGUUUCAAGCGAUGAGCAGCAUCAGAGAUUCAGCAACAUAAGACAAAAACGAGACAAUAGUGUCUUGAAUAAAAAGUGUUCCUUACGACUGGUUGCCGACUAUUCGUUUUAUAGCAAGCAUGCCAGGUCUAGUGCUUCUGGAGCUAUAAGGACAAUGAUGAUGCGAAAGAGUUGUCUGGGGUCAUAUUUUGAUCUGAAAGGUCAAAUAGAGAUGGAAUCAAUCGACUAG
Messenger RNA from Pomacea canaliculata, 626 nucleotides. RefSeq names its product ADAM 17-like protease. The transcript has 7 exons. Gene Ontology annotation, molecular function: metalloendopeptidase activity. NCBI's taxonomy places the organism in Eukaryota, Metazoa, Mollusca, Gastropoda, Architaenioglossa, Ampullariidae. Gene Ontology annotation, biological process: Notch signaling pathway; membrane protein ectodomain proteolysis. The coding region runs from base 39 to 626 and encodes 195 amino acids. The record is from RefSeq and is a predicted model, not a curated record. Gene Ontology annotation, cellular component: plasma membrane.